AUGGCCAGCCCGGUGGCUAGCCCGCAAGUGCCCACGCCGCCAGUGUCUCCGGCGGUGGGGGCCACCCCAUGGGCGUCUUAUCAGCCGCCGGCGCGGCGGCGCGAGGCCUCGAUGCCGCCGCUGACUCGGAGCUUUACGGCGGAAAGAGAAGGAGACGUUGUGCACGAGUUGCUGAACCAAGGGCCAAGGCGGAGGGCCCACGCAGACGGCACCAUGGACGGCCUCUACGUGGAUUGCUCGGGGGGGCUAGGGCACAGCCGCCGGAUUUUGCCGCGGCUGUCAGUCACCGCCCGGCUGGUGGUCUUCGUAGAUAACACGGUGCUGCCAGAGGCCAGAGCAUUGGCCGAGCAGGACCCUCGACUGCGCAUUGCCCAGCGGCCCAUGGAACAGCUGGCAGAGGAAGUAGGGCACGAGGAGGUGGAUGGCGUGCUUAUCGACCGCAGCGGACCGGGGCCCCAGAGAUUGGACAUCUUUGCGGAUGUGGAGCUGGACUUACGUGUGAGCCCGGAGGUCGGGGUGCCUGCCUGGCGGUGGCUGCAAGAAGCCUCCACGGAAGAGAUCGCCUGGGUGCUCCGGGAGUAUGGGGAGCACGGCGACCCGCUGAUGUCUGAGCGCAUCGCAGAGCAUAUCAAGCACACUCAAAGCCUUCGCCCGAUUCGGAGCAACAAAGAGCUGGCUUGCGUGGUGGGGGUGGCCAAGCAAAACGGUGAUGAGCGGGCAGUGUGGCCAACUUUCCACGCGUUGAUGGUGUUUCUGAACCAAGAGAUGGAACAGCUGGAUGCCAUGCUUCAUGCAGCUUGUGAGCAGCUGGCUCACCAAGGGCGCUGCGUGGUCAUUACCUCCAAGGACAAAGAGGGGCGUGCAGUGGUGAGGUUUGUGCGUGAGCACGAGGAGCCGGAGGUGGGGGGGCGCUGGCCCAACCAGUCCCGCGUCUUGGAGCUGUACCCCUUGGUGGGCACAGAUUCCAGGUUUUGCGUCAUCAUGUCCAGGAGCCCUUUCCAGACCACAGAGGCCGAUUUCCGGGAGAACCGGCCCAGGAGGUCCAAGGUGCACGUCCUGGAGAAGCGGAAGCGGCUGCACCCCCAGGUAUCGGAGACCUUUGUGCGGCCCAGCGAGCAGCGGUUCAUCACGCCCAGCUACAAGCCGGUGUUCAUGGGUGCGGACAAGGCGCCGGGCGUUUAUGCUAACGGCUGGCUUCCCACUGCUGGCCCCCUUCCGCAAGAGCAGAGAGAGGCUGCCUUUCCUCCGCCCAGACCUUCUGAACCGUAUGGGCCAGAGCAGGUGCCGCAGGCGCCGCAGCCGCAGGCGCCGCAGGCGCCAGCGUUUUUAACACGGCCGGAGAACCCUGCAGCGUUUCCAGCUGUCAAGGCGGCAGCGCAGCCGGCUGAAAAGGCUCCCCCCCUGCCAGCAGAGGCCGCAUUUCCUCGUGUUCCUGCACCGGGAACGGCAUUUCCGCACGUACCUCCGCCGGAGAAGGCAUUUCCCAAAAUUCCACCGGCGAAGGCAUUCCCUAAGCCUUCAGCAGAGACAGGACCGCCAGCAAUGAAAGCGUUUCCUCAGACAUCUUUACCACAGGAGCCCUCCUCCCAAGUACCCCAAGCAUGGCCAGCAGUGGAGAUUCCCCAGCAGCUGCCACCGGCGAAGGCAUUCCCCAAGCCUUCAGCAGAGACAGCCUCGGCAGCAGUGCCGGCGAAGGCAUUCCCCAAGCCUUCAGCAGAGACAGCAUCGCCGACAGUGAAAGCGUUUCCUCAAACACCUCCCCCAGAGGACGCUUCCCCCCAAGUCAAGGCGAUUCCCCAGCAGCCGCCACCGGCGAAGGCAUUCCCGAAGCCUUCGGCAGAGCCGCCACCGGCGAAGGCAUUCCCGAAGCCUUCGGCAGAGGCAGCCUCGGCAGCAGUGCCGGCGAAGGCAUUCCCCAAGCCUUCAGCAGAGACAGCAUCGCCGACAGUGAAAGCGUUUCCUCAAACACCUCCCCCAGAGGACGCUUCCCCCCAAGUCAAGGCGAUUCCCCAGCAGCCGCCACCGGCGAAGGCAUUCCCGAAGCCUUCGGCAGAGGCAGCCUCGGCAGCAGUGCCGGCGAAGGCAUUCCCCAAGCCUUCAGCAGAGACAGCAUCGCCGACAGUGAAAGCGUUUCCUCAAACACCUCCCCCAGAGGACGCUUCCCCCCAAGUCAAGGCGAUUCCCCAGCAGCCGCCACCGGCAAAAGCAUCGGCAGAGACAGCCCAAACAGGGCAAGCGGUGCAGGCGGUUCCGCAGCAGUCGCCGCCGAAGGCGCCCGCACCUCCACUAAGGAAGGCACCAGCUGCACGGCCGAUGGAGAGCAAGAGUCUUUACAAUGACUUGGUCAAGCUUUCAGACGGUAGCUGCCGGGACUUGGACUUGCUGACGAUUGGGGAAUGCCGAGCUCUUGCAGACUUUGCCCAAGAUGAGUUGAAGGGCCGCAAGGGCCAGAUUUUCCGCAUCCUUCAGCGUGGUCAGGGUUGGCUGUAUGGCGUUGCCUUAGAAGGGUGCCCGGACUUGGGCUGGUUUCGGGCUUCGAAAGUCCACGAAUUUUGUGAGCUGUAG
Molecule: messenger RNA, 2565 nt
Organism: Effrenium voratum
Lineage: Eukaryota; Dinophyceae; Suessiales; Symbiodiniaceae
Source: the annotation of a GenBank genome assembly